CACUAAUAACCAUAUUUUUAUUCUCAGAUUUGGAUCAAAUUAUUCUGGUUAUGUCUGUAAAAAUGUUAAUAAUCUUUUGCCUGUGUAUUGCAACAGCAAACGCAGCAAACCAACAUGACGAUUUUACAUUUCCUCAACUUUCAGACAACGACGUGAGCUUACACAAACAGUCAAACAGUGGUUUCGGUCUUUUGCUUAUGCACAAUAAAGACCAAACAGAGGAUUUUUCUGCUGCACUUCAUUCUAUUCUUGAUGCGUCAGAAUCAUUAAACAAAAAUGGGGCAAUUGUUGGUGUUCUUAACUGUAAUGAAUCCACAGACGUUCUUUGUGAAGAAAAGGAGGAAAAACUUGUUGUAUACAAAGGUGGAGAAUUUAUUACAUCACUUGAUUUGGGACAUCUUUCAACCCCUGAAACUGCAGAAGGCAAUAUUCUUACACAAUUGUACGAUUCUACUUUCCCUGAUAUUAGUGAAGUUGAAGUGUUUAACAAAGUAUUAGAAGAAGCAAAAUCAAACAAGAAGAACUUGCUUUUAGCUGUGACAGAACCUGCAACACCAUUACACCAGUACCUUCUGAAAACUGCAUUAUCAACCGAUGCUGAUUUGAUGUUUGCGUACACUCAAAAUUCAGACCUUUCAUUCUUCCUUGGUGAUACUGGUAGAGUUAUGAAUAAAAAUGGAGAAUUGUGGGUUGUCAUGUGCUCUGUGGAGACAUCAGGAGAAUGCCCAUAUUUCCAAUACAAAGGAGUUAUGACAGCCUAUGGUAUUAAAUCACUUCUUGCACAUAUGCAAUUGCCAUAUUUCUCUAUUCAAGCUGAAAACACAAACUCAUUGUCAGCUCAUAUUAAUUCUGGGCUAGAAAAUGGUAGAGAUGUCGCUAUCCUAACAGCUGGUGCUGGGAAGUUGGAAAGAGCAGAGAAAUUAUCUGAAAUGUUGUGCAGUGUUAGUUAUCCAUACAGCAAAUGCCUCUUUGUAGAUGGACAAAAGGUAGAGACACCAAAUGUUGCAAUUCCAAACAAAAUUAAAGACGGAAGAAUCUACAUGUCAUUUAAAACACAACCAGACAUAGAACAAGAGAUUGUGGUGGGAUACCUGGGAUCAGAGACCUUGGGAGAGGUAGAGCAACACUUCCAGAGGUUGGAUCAGCAUCGCAAGAUCUUGGACAGGAGCUUGAGGUUCCGUUAUUCAGACGGAGAUCUUCCUCCAAGCAAGAGACGGCCAAUUCGCGGAAGUGAAGAAGUGAAUGGAGAUGACGAAAAUGAGGUGUUGUUGCCAGCAAGAUGAAGAUUCAUACAAUGAGGAUCCAAAAUACGCCCAAGAAGUCCAAGAUGACGCCGUUAUGCAUGCUGUGCAUACUAACAAGGAACUUAAGGACUUGUACCUUUAUGAUUUCAAAUCUUACUCAAGGCUCACAGACAAGACAUAUGAGGCAGUUACCAACGGAAACGAAUAUGCUGUCAUCUUAUUCACACAUGAAUUCAAUCCAAAGGCCCUUGCUGCCCUUUCAUCAUUCAUUGGAAUUCACCGUACUUACAAAGAAGGCUCCCCACUCCACAGAGUUGAGUGUUUUGACUGGCCUGAUGUUUGCCAAAAAGCCGGUAUCACAACUUAUCCAAGAAUGUUCUUUUACCGACCUGGUAGCGACAGAAAACCCAUUGAAUACCAUGGUAUAUGGAUGCAAUCUGAGAUGGAAAAUGCAAUUAACAGGCAUGCUCUACCAUGGCCAAGAAUUAUCACAAAAGAAAAAGAGCUUGAAACUAUGAAACCUCAUUCAAGACCUGUUGUAUGUGGUCUUAUUGUGACUGAUCAAGGGGAAAAGAUCUUUACUGAGGCAGCACAGCAGCUCGGCAGCGACUAUGAAGUCAUUAUGUUCAAGAAACUCGCACUCAACGCUAUCAAAUCUUAUGUGAAGGCAAAGAACUGGGAUGGAAAAUCCGAUUUGGUUGCUGUAAAUAUAAAGCACAAGUUCUUGCCACACACACAAACCUUCACAUCGGUUGAUGAGGUUAAACAGGGGGUUGCCACUGCUCUUGAACAGAAAUGGACCGAAAUGACAGUUGUAAACUUCCAAAAACUGAUGUCUGCUCCUGAACCACUUGUUAUACAAUAUGUUGACAAGUCAGCAAAUAAGAAGGUAGAGAGAGACUUAACCGAUGCCUUCAAGAAAAUUGCAAACAGCAAAGAAUUCGAUGGGAAAAUCAUAUUUACUUGGAUGGAUUCCUCACCCAAUACUCCUGGUGAAUAUGCUCUUAAUAUUCACAGUGGUGGGAAAUGGGAAGGGGCUCCAAUUGUUUUCUUUGAUAAGAAGGGUUCAGUUAUGUUCCGAGAUGUAAUCAAUGCUGAGAAUAAAUCAGCUAAAUGGUUGACUGAUUGCUUGGCUGGCAAGAUAGAAGCAACAUAUAAACUUCGAGAUGAGGAAUGGAAGGGACGUCUCCCUGGUUACGAUCUUCUUCAAAUAAUGAAGGAUGAAGGAACUUAUCCAGUCUUCCCCAAAAAGGAAGUGGAAGAAAAACAAGAAACAGUUCCAAGGGGACCUGUUCACUCUGGCAAGCAGAAAAAGGUUGUUCCACAAGAACCAAAGGAAGAAGGAAACCAACCUAAACACACAGAGUUGUAAAUCUCUUGUGUCCACACCCAUGGUCGCCAAUGUGCCAAAAACUACAUGUCAAAGCAACGUUACAACAAUAUUGAAUGAAAAACUCCAAAAGUUGAAAUUUUUGCCAAAUGUUUGAAACACUGUCAAAAGUGCUUUAUUUUCGUUGCUAAUAGUUUUAUCAAAUUUUUUCAAUGCGGAUUUUAAAAACUGCGGUAUCACUUUUUCUACUUUUAUGUGUUUUGUGCAAUGGAAGAGAUUACUUGCCUUUAAGAGAUUAGUCAUAACACUUCGUUUGAAUAUUGUCAUUUUGUACAGAAAUACAAUUACAGUUACUGAG
Ciona intestinalis (vase tunicate) is the source of this 2932-nucleotide messenger RNA. RefSeq lists its product as uncharacterized. The record is from RefSeq and is a predicted model, not a curated record. NCBI's taxonomy places the organism in Eukaryota, Metazoa, Chordata, Ascidiacea, Phlebobranchia, Cionidae.